This is a messenger RNA of Eruca vesicaria subsp. sativa (arugula), 1669 nucleotides long. The record is from the annotation of a GenBank genome assembly. Lineage: Eukaryota; Viridiplantae; Streptophyta; Magnoliopsida; Brassicales; Brassicaceae.
AUCAAAGACCCUUUCAUCUAAUUUUUUUUUUCUUUCCUUUCAGUUCCCAAAACCAGUUUUAUAAUUUUAACUCCUUCGUUUCGCCAUUCUGCGGAAACAGUUUUUUUUUGUUUGCCUGUUUAUGAACUCAAAAGAUCUCAAAGUGGAGAAGCCAAGUGGUUGUUUUCAUCUCCUUGGGAGAAUGAAAUGUUUCUUAUUCCAUCACGGUGACAACAAGAGAGAUGAACAGAAGAGCCCUAAACCGCUCUCACCACUCUCUGACCGUGCUACUGGAUUAUUCAGUCCCCGUGAUGGCUCUGGAACAAGCACUGUUUCUUCAUCCACUGGGAGGAACUCCAACUCCUUGCCCGUUAGAGAGAACAACCUCAGAGAGUUCACCAUUACUGAUCUCAAAGCCGCUACAAAGAACUUCAGCCGCUCUGUUAUGAUUGGGGAAGGCGGUUUCGGUUGUGUCUACUGGGGAACUAUCAAGAGUUUGGAAGACCCUUCCAAGAAAAUCGAAGUUGCAGUGAAACAGCUUGGCAAGAGAGGGUUGCAGGGUCAUAAAGAGUGGGUGACGGAAGUGAACUUUCUAGGGGUAGUGGAGCAUCCAAACUUGGUGAAGCUUUUGGGUCAUUGUGCAGAAGAUGAUGAACGUGGAAUCCAAAGACUCUUGGUUUAUGAAUACAUGCCUAACCAAAGCGUUGAGUUCCACUUAGCUCCACGUUCACCCACUGUACUUACUUGGGACCUCAGGUUGAGAAUAGCACAAGAUGCAGCUCGUGGUUUAACAUACCUCCAUGAAGAAAUGGACUUCCAAAUAAUAUUCCGUGAUUUCAAGUCCUCCAACAUUCUCUUAGAUGAGGAUUGGAAAGCAAAGCUUUCGGAUUUUGGUUUAGCUCGUUUAGGUCCUGAACCUGGAUCAACUCAUGUUUCAACUGGUGUGGUUGGAACAAUGGGUUACGCAGCUCCAGAAUACAUCCAAACAGGUCGUCUCACAUCAAAAAGCGACGUGUGGGGUUACGGAGUAUUCAUCUACGAGCUCAUUACAGGAAGGAGGCCACUAGACAAGAACAGACCUAAAGGAGAGCAGAAGCUUCUUGAAUGGGUGAGACCUUACUUAACUGACACAAAGAAGUUUAGGCUCAUUAUAGACCCAAGGCUGGAAGGAAAAUACUUGAUCAAACCAGUACAGAGACUAGCUGUUGUAGCCAACCUCUGCCUUGCUAGGAACCCAAAGGCACGUCCAAAGAUGAGUGAGGUGUUGGAGAUGGUUACAAAGAUUGUGGAAGCUUCUUCUCCUAGAAGUGGUGGUGCCAAGAAGCAGCUGCUUCCACUAAGGAGUCUAAAUGCUUCUAGAGAUGAGGAAGAGAAGAACAAGAAGGUUGUUGAUGGUGGGGAAGGAGGGUGGUUGGAAAAAUUAUGGAACCCAAAAAAUGUGAGAGCUUGUUGAUUCGGAAUACAAGUACACUACAACAUAUUCAAUUUUUUUUUCUGGUUUGUUAAUUUAAUAUUUGUAACUUAACAGUGGUUGUGUUGUUUCUAUAAUCAGGCAUAUAAUAAACGAUUUUUUUUUUCUAGUUAUAAAACAUAUUCACUUUUUUCUGGUUUGUUAAUUUAAUAUUUGUAAUUUAACAGUGGUUGUGUUGUUUCCAUAAUGAGCAUAUAAUAAACGAAUUAAUAUUUUUUU